Messenger RNA from Ostrinia furnacalis (Asian corn borer), 951 nucleotides. RefSeq lists its product as uncharacterized. The transcript is spliced from 6 exons. NCBI's taxonomy places the organism in Eukaryota, Metazoa, Arthropoda, Insecta, Lepidoptera, Crambidae. The record is from RefSeq and is a predicted model, not a curated record. The coding region runs from base 181 to 939 and encodes 252 amino acids.
GUCGAUCUCGAUUCAAUGUCGAGACGAUUUUAUAACGAUAGGUAAAUAAAAGGGCAAACGUUUGUUGAGCGUAAAAGGAGUUGCAAACUAAAUAAAUAAAUAAUUUAAAUGUAGAGUCUACGUCAGAAUCAUACUUAGUUUGUAAAUCUAGUGAUUUAAACCUAUCUAGGUCUUAUCAAAAUGGACGCAGACUUGAAAGUAAGGAAGCAAGUAUCUUUCGCUCAGCUAAAGGCGCUACUAGAGUUCCUUGGGGAGCACCAAGAGCUGGCCAGGGGGCUGACCAGGGGCCGCCGCGGCAAGCUGCACACCUUCAAACUGUGGAACCAGUGCGCCAAGAAGCUGAAUUUGGUCAAAGACGGCGCUGUGAAGGAUGGAAAGGCUUGGUCUAAGUACUGGUGCGAUUGGAAGUACAGAGUGAGGAGGCGGGCUCUAGAGCUGAAAGCCGCGAAGACCAGCAACAGGCCGCCGCCUGAUGGGGUCACCCCUCUGUCCGGCAUGGAGGAGAAUAUCCUUAGCAUCAUCGGCGAGGGCGCCGUGGACAAUAUCGUGAUCAAGAGCGACCCGCUAGGCGAUGAGGAUACAGUUGACGAAGAAUUAGAUAACAAUGAAGAGACAUUAUUAGACCAAUGUUACGAAGCAGACACGGUGCCAGUAAAAAAACCAAGGACUAGAAAGCGGAGGCACUCUACACGGGAAUUUUCCGAGCUGGAAGACCUGGGUGGGACCAGCAGCCCCCGCGACAAGCCAGGCGUUGCUGCUGCAGAAUCCGAUUCAGACGAUGACGACGCCGCGGUGUUCUUGCGACUGGAAAAGGAAAAAAUCGAGAACGCGAGAAAAUUGCACGAGACCGUUCUCACGCUCACCUCGGAGAUAACGAGGCUCACAGACAUCAUGGGCCACAUCAGGGACGUCAUUGUUAACAACAGAAUUAAUAUUUAAAAUAUUUUUAAA